AUGGGUCUCCUAGCCCGUGCCGGUUUAGUGCUUCUGGGCAUAAUUAUUGCAUACGGCUAUAAACUCUACCAACAACUCUCCGUAACGCCACGUGUACCGAGCAAUAUAGAGUUUUUCGAAUACUGGGGUCCCGAGGGAGGUGAUCCGUAUGGUGACAGCUUAGAGAUAGUGCCAUUUAACAUAUCCUAUCCACCGGAAGUGAUCGAACGAUUGCGCAAACAGCUCAACGAUGGUGCGCCGCUAACCGCACCACUCGAAGAGACCGCAUUCCAGUACGGAUUCAACAGUGCGCGGUUGCAGGAAAUCGUUCAGUACUGGCGCACGGAUUACUUGGACCGCUGGGACGAACGGGAAGCGUAUUUGAACCGUUUUAAGCAUUUCAAAACCAAAAUCCAGGGAUUGGAUAUUCACUUCCUGCGCGAAAAAUCGGACACAGUCGUCAAUCCGAAGCGUAUCGUGCCGCUGCUGAUGCUGCACGGAUGGCCCGGUUCGGUGCGGGAGUUUUACGACAUUAUUCCACAGCUGAGCAAACGGACAAGUGACAAGGAGUACGUGUUCGAUGUGAUUGUGCCGAGCCUGCCCGGGUACGGAUGGUCUCAGGGAUCAUCGAGGCCAGGUCUGAGUGCGUCCAAAGUGGCGGUGAUUAUGAAAAACCUGAUGGCCCGGUUGGGGUACAAGAGGUUCUACAUCCAGGGCGGAGAUUGGGGUGCCAUUAUAGGCAAUCUGAUGGCCAUACUGUUUGAGAAGGAUAUUUUGGGCGUUCAUCUCAAUAUGUGUAUGGCAAGUGGAAGUCCUCUCACCAUGGGCAAAUUGCUCGUGUCUAGCCUAGCGCCGAGCUAUUUUAUUGAAAAACAAUACAUCGAUUUCUAUCAUCCUACCUGGCCAAAAAUCGCUGAGCUUAUUCUGGAGGGAGGGUACAUACAUCUACAAGCCACUAAACCAGAUACCAUCGGUACAGCUCUUCAAACCAACCCGAUAGGAUUGGCGGCAUACAUUCUGGAAAAGUUUUCCACCUGGACUAACCCAUCCAAUCGGGAUCUUAAGGAUGGUGGUCUGGAGCAGCAUUAUUCGCUUGACGCGCUUCUAGACAACGUGAUGAUCUACUACCUAACCAACAGCAUAACAACGUCCCAAAGGCUGUAUGCGGAAUCUUUUAGUGCCGCGGAACUGGCAAAAGAGUAUGAAAACAUUCCCACCAACGCACCGGCAGCAUGUGCCAAAUUCCGCCAUGAACUGUUCCAAUACCCGGACUGGAUACUGAAGGAACACUUUACGAAUUUGAUGCAAAGCAACCAUUACAACGAGGGAGGCCAUUUUGCCGCGAUGCAAUUCCCGGACGUGCUGUACAAGGAUAUCGUUCAAUUCGUGAACCGACUGUAUCGGCGAUAGAGUGAAGCUGAUGGGCAGAACAAAUUGUGUAAAAGCUUACCGGAAACAUCGACAAACAUCAUUGCGGUCAUAAA
Messenger RNA from Anopheles stephensi (Asian malaria mosquito), 1463 nucleotides. RefSeq names its product juvenile hormone epoxide hydrolase 1-like. NCBI's taxonomy places the organism in Eukaryota, Metazoa, Arthropoda, Insecta, Diptera, Culicidae. Gene Ontology annotation, biological process: epoxide metabolic process. Gene Ontology annotation, molecular function: epoxide hydrolase activity. The transcript is spliced from 2 exons. The coding region runs from base 1 to 1389 and encodes 462 amino acids. The record is from RefSeq and is a predicted model, not a curated record.